Messenger RNA from Mobula hypostoma (lesser devil ray), 1756 nucleotides. RefSeq names its product serine protease HTRA2, mitochondrial-like. Gene Ontology annotation, biological process: positive regulation of apoptotic process; programmed cell death; proteolysis. The record is from RefSeq and is a predicted model, not a curated record. NCBI's taxonomy places the organism in Eukaryota, Metazoa, Chordata, Chondrichthyes, Myliobatiformes, Myliobatidae. Gene Ontology annotation, cellular component: mitochondrion. The coding region runs from base 69 to 1388 and encodes 439 amino acids. The transcript is spliced from 8 exons. Gene Ontology annotation, molecular function: protein binding; serine-type endopeptidase activity.
CUCCCUCAUUCCUCUCUCCCCCCCCACUGCAAAAUUCUCGUUGUCAAUAAAGCUUCUCGUUGUUCACAAUGGCGGCGCCCAUCUCCCGUGGCCUCUGGAGGCUCCGGGUCCUGGGCUGCCGGUCUGGUGGGGCGUCCGCGCUCCGGGUCCUGGGCUCCCGAUCUGGUGGGGAGUCCGGUCUCCGAGUCCUGAGCUCCCGGUCCGGGAUCCAGAUCCUGGGCGGCUCCGGUGGAUCCCGGGGGAAGGAGACGGGGACCGGUCCCGGCGCCGGGGCCUGUGCGUUGGGUCUCGGCUUAGGCGUGGCGGCGGCUGCGGGGUUGCUGUUCCUCCGGGGCCGGGAGCAGGGGAAGCUAAAUCCGGGGCCAGACCACAGUCUCGGCCUCUCCGCCCUCCUCCUCCCCACUGUCAACGCCGCCCGGCCCGUUCCCCCUGACAGCCCCCGGUUCAGGUUCAACUUCAUCGCCGACGUGGUGGAGAAAACGGGUCCGGCGGUGGUUUACAUCGAAAUCCUGGGGAGGCACCCCUUCAGCGGCAGGGAGAUGCCAAUCUCCAAUGGUUCGGGCUUUGCCGUGUCCCAGGACGGUCUGAUCGUCACCAACGCCCACGUGGUGGCCAACAAGCGGAGGGUGCGGGUGAAGCUAGCCAAUGGAGAGGCGUACGAAGCCACCGUUCACGCUGUGGACCAGCUGGCCGACAUUGCUACUAUCAAAAUCAACCCCCGGGAGCCACUGCCCACGCUGGCACUGGGAACGUCCUCGGAGAUCCGACACGGAGAGUUCGUGGUUGCCAUGGGCAGUCCCUUCGCUCUGCAGAACACCAUCACCUCUGGAAUCGUCAGCUCCGUACAGAGGGGGAGCCGGGAACUGGGGAUGGGACACUCGGACAUGGAAUAUAUCCAGACAGAUGCCUCCAUUGAUUUCGGAAACUCUGGCGGACCGCUGGUGAACUUGGACGGGGAAGUGAUCGGAAUCAACACCAUGAAGGUGACGUCAGGAAUCUCGUUCGCUAUUCCUUCAGAUCGUGUCCGACAGUUCCUGGUGGAGACGCAGCAGAAGAAAAGGUCGUGGUUCCAGUCAGACACGAAGCGCCGUUACAUCGGGGUCAUGAUGCUGACCCUCAACCCCCAGAUCCUCGGUGAGCUGAAGCAGCGGGAUCCCAGAUUCCCGAACGUUUCCUAUGGUGUCCUGAUCCACAAGGUCAUCAUCGGCUCUCCGGCCAACCUUGCGGGAAUGAGGCCGGGCGACAUCAUCCUGGAGAUUAACGGGCAGCAGGUGAAGUCGUCGGAGGACGUGUACCGGGCGGUUCACCGGGAGAGCUCCCUCACCGUGGUGGUCCGCAGGGGCUCAGAGGAGCUCAUGAUCAACAUCGUACCCGAGACCACCGAGUGAGGGCAGGGGUCAGGUCCCACUCUCCACCCUCCCUGCCCGCCUGGGAACGCCAGACACUGGGGAGGCCGGGUGCUCAGUGUCAACACCCUGACCCAGAUCGAGGUCACAGUUUGGGGCAAGUGGGAGAUCAGGGCCCAGGCAGAGGGGUCAAGGGGAGGGUUGGAGGUCAGACAGGGGUCAAGGGGAGGGUUGUAGGUCAGACAGGGGUCAAGGGGCAGGUUGUAGGUCAGACAGGGGUCAAGGAAAGGCUUGGUCAUACAGGGGUUGGGUGCCAGGCAAAGAGGUUGCAGGUCAGACCAAGGGGGGGGAGGUCAGUGUCAGAGAGAUCACAGAAAGGGUUAGGGAUAGUCGAGGAAGGAGCGAGGGGG